Phytophthora sojae is the source of this 1884-nucleotide messenger RNA. RefSeq lists its product as hypothetical. The record is from RefSeq and is a predicted model, not a curated record. Bases 334 to 1884 code for a protein of 516 amino acids. NCBI's taxonomy places the organism in Eukaryota, Oomycota, Peronosporomycetes, Peronosporales, Peronosporaceae. The transcript has 3 exons. Gene Ontology annotation, molecular function: acetyl-CoA C-acetyltransferase activity. Gene Ontology annotation, biological process: fatty acid beta-oxidation.
GGAUCCAUAGUAGCCAACGUCAGCGCUUGGCCGGAGAAUUGCGGCGGUAGUGGCGGGGGCGGGAUCGGCGCGUCGGUGCCAGUGAGACGCAGUUUGGCCGCCACGCCCUCUUCCGAGUACAUCCACUCGACGAACUUGUACCCCGCAAUACCGAGCAGUAACAGCACGUACGAGUGGUCUAGAGUCGCCCAAGUCGCACGAAGCGCCAGCCUCCGAGCCCUGUCGAACAGCCCCGACCCGCCCAACUUCUCCAUCAGCUUCUCCCGAUAAUUGGAUUCAUUCUGCCGGAACGCCGACUCGUCGUCUGCAGUGACCCGCACGAGCACCGUCUUCAUGCAGCGCAGGAACGGCGAGAAGUACGGCGUGUCUCCGAAGAGGUACAGCCACUGGUACAGGAAGAAAGACCCUUCGUACGCGAAGUGCGCGAACGGGCGGCGCACGGGCAGCGCCAGCGCCAGCCGCGGGUACGACUCGCACAGCGCGUGCGCCAGGUACUCGACCGCCGGCUUGAAGCCCGCGGCCAUGCGCUCCUGCAUCAGCAGCUCGAACAGCGACGGCGCCUUGGCGGCGUCGGGCGCGCCGCCCUCGUCCCCGGCGAAGCCCUGCGUCUGCUCCAGGAACAGCAUCACGUUGACGCACGCCAUGGUUAUGCUGCUGCGCCGCGCCGCCCCCUCGUCCCGCCGCCUCUUCAGCACGCGCGUGGCCGACACCGACGUGGUGAUCGCCAGCUACGCGCGUACGCCCAUCGCGUGCUUCAACGGCUCGUUCGCGCCGCUCUCGGGCCCAGAACUGGGCGCCGUCGCCAACGCUGAGGCCGUCAGGCGCGCGGGGCUCGAGCCCGCGCAGAUCCAGGAGGCGUUCCUGGGCAACGUGGUGAGCGCCGGCAUCGGCCAGGCGCCGGCGCGCCAGUCCGUGCUCAAGGCGGGCUUCCCGGACUUCAUCCCGUGCACGACCGUCAACAAGGUGUGCGCGUCCGGCAUGAAGGCGUUGGCCAUCGGUGCGCAGAGCCUGCGGAGUGGCAGCCAGCAGGUCGUGCUGGCCGGCGGCUUCGAGAGCAUGACCAACGUGCCGCACUACCUGCCCAAGGCGCGCGCGGGCUACCGCCUGGGCAACGGCACGCUAGUGGACGGCGUGAUCCACGACGGGCUCUGGGACCCGUACAACAACCAGCACAUGGGCAUGUGCGGCGAGAAGUGCGCCGAGGACUUCGGCUUCUCCCGCGAGGCCCAGGAUGCCUUCGCCAUCGAGAGCUACCGCCGCGCCAUCGACGCCAGCGAGCGCGGCUUCUUCAAGGCGGAGAUCACGCCCGUGACCGUCAAGGGCCGCCGCGGCGACCAGGUCUUCGACAAGGACGAGGAGAUGUUCAACACCAAGACGGACAAGAUCCCGACGCUGCGCUCCGCCUUCAAGAAGAACGGCACCAUCACGGCUGCCAACGCGUCCACGCUGAACGACGGCGCGGCCGCGAUGGUGCUCAUGACGGGAGCCAAGGCCCGCGAGCUCGGCGUGACGCCGCUCGCGCGUAUCCGUGGCUUCGCCGACGCUGCGCAGGACCCGGUGCAGUUCACUAUCGCCCCCUCCAAGGCCGUGCCGCUGGCACUGCACCACGCCGGCCUGCAGGCCAGCGACGUCGACUACCACGAGAUCAACGAGGCCUUCUCGGUCGUGGCGCUGGCCAACAUGCGUCUCAUGAACAUCCCGCACGACCGCGUCAACGUCAACGGCGGCGCCGUCGCGAUCGGCCACCCGAUUGGCGUCUCCGGCGCGCGCAUCGUGGGCACCCUCAUCCACAUUCUCAAGGAGAAGGAUGCAACUAUCGGCUGCGCGUCCAUCUGCAACGGUGGCGGUGGCGCCGGCGCCAUGGUCAUUGAGCGCUUGAACUAG